This is a messenger RNA of Zingiber officinale, 1224 nucleotides long. RefSeq lists its product as uncharacterized. The transcript is spliced from 4 exons. The record is from RefSeq and is a predicted model, not a curated record. Lineage: Eukaryota; Viridiplantae; Streptophyta; Magnoliopsida; Zingiberales; Zingiberaceae. Bases 1 to 1224 code for a protein of 407 amino acids.
AUGGCGCAUCACCAGUUGGGCAACGGCAUGCUCGUCUCCGGUCCGCCGCCGACGCCUCCGAGGGGUCGGGAAACGAGUUCGUCGUGCACGAGUCCCUACACUUCCGGCGACGCCAAGAACUCCGGCGAAUUCGCCAAGAUGUUCGGCAUCCCCUCGGUGGAAUAUUCCACCUCCGCUGCGGGAUCCCGGUCGGCUCACUCUUCCGGGCCAAAGAGAACCCCGCACACUCCGUCUCCGAUCCCGACCACCGGCCUCAUCGUCUCCGGCGACUCUUCCCGUCUGAGGGCGAGGCAGGGGGGAGCGGUGACGGUGUCGGUGGUGGAGGGGGAUACGUUCGAAUACGGGGUGCCGAGGGCGUGGAUGUGGCUGGUGGCCGCGGUGCUCUCGGUAGGGCUUGGGUUCGGCGGGAUUCUCUUGGGGGUGGCAGGGCGGCCGGAACUUCUGACAGCGGUUGCGGCCGCGUCCGCCUUGGUGGGGGCGGUGGCGAUCUGGAACCGUGCGAUGGGAGCGAAGGAAGUGGAGAGAUCCAUAAGGAGUCUCCCCGACUACCCCUUCAAUGGCCCGACCGAUCUCCCAAUCGGGCAACUGGUCAAGAUCACCGGGGCAAGUUCACUGCUUUUUCAGGCGCUGUUCUUACGUCACGAUUUAACCUGUCCCAGAAAACACUGGACACAUCGUGUUUUGGGACAGAGGAUCUCUAACUCCCACGUGACGUGUGGAAGUAUUCCUCUUGAAACAUCCCGCGAGGAGGGGAUUUGUAGGUGCGUUUAUGCGUCCACUCAAUUGUACGCGAGGAGAAGAAGAAGAUGGAGACUGAAAAGCUCAGAGAAACUCGUAGCAGAUUUCUACAUAUCAGACUCAACUUCAGGGAUGAGAUUUCUGGUGCGAGCAGGCCAUGGAGCCAAAGUUACUCCUUUCGUUGAAUCAGCUGCAACGGUCUUGGAAAUCAACAGCGAGGAGAAAACGCGGCCAUGGCGGAAGGAGCAUAACCUAGCGAUACAAAAUCAGUUGCGCCUCGAAAAAUGUUACAUCAGAGAAGGUGAUGGUGCGAGUGUGAUUGGCGUCCUGAGGACGAACAAGGAAUUGUUGAUUGUGGAUCCGCCUUCGGAUUCGGAUCUUCUGUCUACGGGAUUCAAGUGGUGGAGGUGCUUGUUCCCCUUCUUGGUGAGAGGCCUUAUCCUAAUUGGAAAAGAAAGUUCAGACGAGGUGAUAUAUCGAGUCUGA